Molecule: messenger RNA, 849 nt
Organism: Fukomys damarensis (Damara mole-rat)
Lineage: Eukaryota; Metazoa; Chordata; Mammalia; Rodentia; Bathyergidae
Product: olfactory receptor 1440
Exons: 1
Biological process (GO): sensory perception of smell; G protein-coupled receptor signaling pathway
Cellular component (GO): membrane
Molecular function (GO): olfactory receptor activity; odorant binding
Source: RefSeq, a predicted model, not a curated record
CUUACGGAUGGGAAUAAAAGCCGCACUUCUGUGGCCACGUUCGUCCUGCCGGGACUCUCAGACUGGAGGGAGCUGCAGCUCACCCUCUUCCCUGUCUUCCUGGGGGUCUACCUUGUCACUCUGGCCUGGAACCUGGGCCUCAUCAUCCUCAUCAGGACGGGCGACCACCUGCGUACACCUAUGUACUUUUUCCUUAGCUUCCUGUCAUCCAUAGACAUCUGCUAUUCUUCUUCUCUCAGCCCCAGGAUGCUUUCAGAUUUCUUCAGAGGUGAGAAAACGAUCUCCCUCCUUGUGUGUGCCACUCAGUACUUCGUCCUGGCCUGGAUGGGCAUGUCCGAGGGCUGCCUCUCGGCUGCCAUGGCCUAUGACAGAUACGUGGCCAUUGGGAGGCCCCUGCAGUACUCAGCCAUCGUGGCGCCACGCCUCUGUCAGAAGAUGGUCGCUGGGGUCUCUGGGACUGGUUUCCUUAGCAGCUUAGCUCAAACAGUGCCUUGCUUUCAUCUCUACUAUUGUCGGCUGAAUACCAUUCAAUAUUUCUUCUGUGAUAUACCGCAGAUUAUUAUUUUGUCUUGCUCCCACCCUUACAUCAGCCAGCUGAUUGUCUUUCUGUCAGCUAUUUUCAUUGGUUUGGCUCUUUCCUUGGUCCAGGCUGGUAUCGUUACCCCUGGAAGGAAGGCAGAUCUGAGAAUACUGAAGAGACCAUUUGUAGGUUGCAAGCAUAGCCAGGUAGAGAGCAGUGCGAAUCUGGCCCCUUUGCUCCCUGCAGUCGUUGCUCAGCUGCCUGUGCGAGAUGUGUCUCUGGCAGUGUCACUGGCUUUGAACACAGCUCUAAAAGGCCAGUUUCUGUGA